Molecule: messenger RNA, 909 nt
Organism: Puntigrus tetrazona (Sumatra barb)
Lineage: Eukaryota; Metazoa; Chordata; Actinopteri; Cypriniformes; Cyprinidae
Product: connector enhancer of kinase suppressor of ras 2-like
Exons: 2
Coding region: 568-909 (113 amino acids)
Molecular function (GO): protein binding
Source: RefSeq, a predicted model, not a curated record
AAAUAAACCGAGCGCGCGAGUCAAAUUCACUUUGCCGCACCACCCACAGGAGGAGCGCGCGCCCAAUUGAAUCAACGCUCGCCGCCGCUUUUGGAAGCGACGUUCACUUGAGUCCCCGUGGGUACACCGCUCUUUUCUCUCUGCCUUACUCUAUAUACCCACUAGUCCACCUCUGAAAGGUACAGACCCCUAAAGAGGAGAAGAAAACGAAGGGAGGGGAAGGGAGAAACGGGAGAGACUGCAGUUGGUGCAUGGCAUGAAGACGCGACUGUUGGGGACCCGGCUGAGCAUGGCACAUUAUGCCAGGAUCUGAACUGAAACGGAGACCGGGUUUGGGCUCAUAGAUAUGGGUGUUAAUAAUAAGAAACCCCUGAGUCUGCAGGAGUAAAGGGCUAGAAAUGUGCUUGAUGUCGUUCGGCGUGACGCUUUUGGAUGCGCAAUUCUGGAUGGGAUGAAACCGCGUAGCCGGGGGCCAAAUCUAGGCGCUUAACGUGAGACCACCGAUCUGAGCUCCCCAGAGCUGCGUUAAACCACAUCUCCUGCCCCUCGACCACAGAAAGUUUCGCGAUGGCUCUCGUCAUGGAACCUGUUAGUAAAUGGAGCCCCAGUCAAGUUGUGGAUUGGAUGAAGGGCCUGGAUGACUGCUUGCAGCAGUAUAUAAAGAACUUUGAACGGGAGAAGGUAGGAGGUGACCAGCUGCUGAGGAUCACCCAUCAGGAGCUGGAGGAUCUGGGGGUAUCCCGCAUCGGACAUCAGGAGCUGAUCCUGGAAGCUGUGGACCUGCUGUGCGCUCUGGUGAGAGUCUUCACGCUCAUUUAUGCGCUUGAUCCUUCAUCUGCUGUUCAACACCCCGUCAGCUGGCGGCCACCGAGUCCCCUACUACACCAUGUUCACAGAGAUUCAUUCUGA